Messenger RNA from Closterium sp. NIES-67, 856 nucleotides. Lineage: Eukaryota; Viridiplantae; Streptophyta; Zygnematophyceae; Desmidiales; Closteriaceae. The record is from the annotation of a GenBank genome assembly.
CUAAGCCUGCCAAAUCGGGUUGGUUUAGACGAGCAACGCUACUAAAUCCUCUCUUUCGAGGGAGGGAAGGUUGGGACGGUUGUUUCCUUCUCGAAUUCAGAUCGUACGGCGUUCAAGAUCAUGCGGCCUCUCAGAUCGUGAGGGAUCUGAGACUGUGUUGGUACGGCUGGGCCAGCAGACUACCAGCAACUCAAUAACUAGCAGCGCGCUAGUAGCAGACCCAGAGAAAUAACGGCACGUUUUUCACAGCUCCAGCUAUUACUAAACCAGUCAUCGGAGAUCGGUCUCCGUAGCAGUACAAUCCCCGUAGCGACGUCAGCCCGAAAUCUCCGUCAGGGUGACCAGGUUACACAGUGUCGCGGUUACAAGGUAACCAGACGUAAGCCAUGGCGAGAAAGAAGGUGGCGGAGGUGAUAAAGGUGAACCCUAAGGACAUGGGAGGGAGGAAGACGCUGCCGUGUUUCGUGGAGAUGAUGGCGUUUAUGAGCUGCAUCAAGGAGAACGCUUUUGACACCACGCCGUGCCAGAAGCACCUGUCCGCGCUCGAUGCAUGCAUGGACACCCAGAAGUCCAAGGGCAAGACGAGAAACACAAUCAAUUUCCACCUGCAGAGAAUAGCCAAGUCCAUGAGGAGAUAAUCGGGAUGCAGCCUCCAGGUGGAUUGCGAUUCAGGUCACUUGGGUGUGACUAGGAAAUAACGGUUAGGUUGGGCUGGUUUGGAUAGGGAAUAACGCAUGAUAAUUGCAUUUCCUGUUGGAAAUGAUAAAAAGAACUUCUAUCGUCGACAAGGAUAACAGACGCUUGCGCAUAGGCUACAUCUAUCGUCUGGAGCCUAUUGGCACUACCGGUAUCUGAU